AUGUUCAAAGAUGCUCAUGCCUUCAUCUCUAAGUGUGAGGCUUGUCAAAAGGCAGGGAACAUCACGGCGAGGAACGAGAUGCCUCAGAAUCCUAUCUUGGAAGUUGAGGUGUUUGAGAACCUUUUGAAGAAAUAUGGUGUAAAGCACAAGAUAGCUACACCAUACCACCCUCAAACUAGUGGUCAAGUGGAGGUAUCUAACAAGCAAAUCAAAGCCAUACUCCACAAGACAGUGAACUCGUCAAGGAAGGACUGGUCAGAGAAAUUGGAUGAUGCUUUGUGGGCUUAUAGAACUGCUUACAAAACGCCAAUUGGGAGAUCUCCAUACUCUUUGAUCUAUGGGAAGUCUUGCCAUUUGCCCCUUGAGUUGGAAUAUAGAGCUAGAUGGGCAAUCAAGUUCCUAAACAUGGAGCUAAGUACAGCUCAGGAGAAGCGGGAAAUGGACCUCCACGAACUAGAGGAGAUUCGCUUGGAUGCUUGA
Molecule: messenger RNA, 480 nt
Organism: Microthlaspi erraticum
Lineage: Eukaryota; Viridiplantae; Streptophyta; Magnoliopsida; Brassicales; Brassicaceae
Source: the annotation of a GenBank genome assembly